AUGGAAAGUUGGGAGGAAACGGACAUAUUGUGGAAAUCGAUGAAACCAAUUUACCCUUUGGUCUUUGCUCAAAGGGUUCCUAAUCGCACAGCGAAAACUCUCGUUCCGAUUUUGCAAGCAUCGGUAGAUCAACAUUCAACCGUGUAUAGUGAUGAGUGGAGAAGUUAUUCACAAUUGAAGCAUAAUUUCUCCGAACAUUAUACUGUUGCCAUAAGAUACAAUUUUCUGGUUGGAUCGCGUCGUGUCUGCACGAAUGGUGUGGAGGCAAUGUGGAGCCGCCUAAAAGCUCCUUUCAAAUCCGGAAAAGGCACAAGUCAACCGCUAUUGGACAGCUACAUCUCAGAGUUUGUUGUUCGCGAAAACGAAAAAGACGGAUUUUUCGGAAAAAUUUUGAACCAGAAGAAAUCGAAAAUUGUUUGA
This is a messenger RNA of Caenorhabditis briggsae, 420 nucleotides long. Lineage: Eukaryota; Metazoa; Nematoda; Chromadorea; Rhabditida; Rhabditidae. Bases 1 to 420 code for a protein of 139 amino acids. The transcript has 2 exons. The record is from RefSeq and is a predicted model, not a curated record.